AUGCCCAACGAAACCCAGCGCAAGGGUUCCACCCCUGAGGAAAAGCAACGUGUGCUUGACGCCUACCUACGCGGCGACGAUUGGAAGCUUGUUACCAAGCACAAUGGUGUUUCCAAGGCUACGGCUUGGCAUGUGACCGAUACAGGACGGACGUCGUCGAAGCCGCGCGGCAGCUUUCGGCUAACUGAAGCCAAGGUAACUCCCGAAGUAAGAGCUGCGUUCGAGCGCUAUUUGAACACUACCUGCCAAUACACUCUGAGCGAAAUCAAGUCGUUUGUUGCCGCCGAUUUUGCUGGGUUGUUGCUGUCGAUUCAGACAAUCAGCAGUCACCUCCUCGGCAUGCUAUUCACCAUCAAGUAA
This is a messenger RNA of Aphanomyces invadans, 360 nucleotides long. RefSeq lists its product as hypothetical. The coding region runs from base 1 to 360 and encodes 119 amino acids. The transcript has a single exon. Lineage: Eukaryota; Oomycota; Saprolegniomycetes; Saprolegniales; Verrucalvaceae. The record is from RefSeq and is a predicted model, not a curated record.